AUGGAUAUGUUCAGAGGGGGAGGAUCUACCACCAUACCUCUCAUGCUUGAAGGGGAUAACUAUCCUUACUGGAAAACAAAGAUGAGGGUGUAUCUUAAAUCUGUAGACGAACAGGUUUGGAUGGCUGUAUCUGAGGGAUGGAAACCCCCAACUGAGAUUGUAGGGAAUGUUGAAAAUGCUAAGGCUGCAAGCAAGUGGACGACUGAUGAAAUUGAAAAGGCUAACUUUAAUUCUAAAGCUCUUAAUGCUAUUUUCAAUGAUAUUUCCACUAAUCAGAUGAAAGUGGUUGCAAAUUGUGAGAUUGCUAAGGAAGCAUGGGAUAAGUUGAAGACCAAGAAUGAGGGUACUGCGGCUAUCAAGAAAUCAAGACUGAGAUCUUUGGCCAGAGAAUUCAAAAACCUAACCAUGGAUGAAGAGGAUUCUAUUGCAGAUUUUCAUGCAAAGUUGUGUGAUAUUUUUAAUGAGUCAUAUGCCCUGGGAGAGACUUACUCAAACGAUAAGUUAGUCAGGAAGGUUCUUGGGUCUCUUCCGAGGAGAUUCAAAGCCAAACUCACAUCUAUUGAAGAAGUGCAUGAUGUUGAAGAUAUGGACCUGGAUGAACUGAUUGGUUCUCUACAGAAUUAUGAAUUAACCCUCAAAAGAUGGGAUAAGGGAAAGAAAGUGAAAGGCAAGGAAACUGAGAAGAAUGGGGGUAGUUUGGCUUUUGUUCUAAAAGAAACUCGUGACAAAGAAGGAGAAAUGUUUGACGCUUUAACAGAAGAGAAAGUUGCUCUCCUAACAAGGAAUUAUGCUAAGUUCUUGAGAAAGAAUACUUUUAACAACAAAGAAAAUAUCUUCAAGAAGAACUUUCCUACUAAUCAGAAAACAAAUGGUAGUUGCAGUGAGAAUUUUGAUCAGGAGAAGAAUGUUAUUGUUUUUCUCACCAAAGAAGAUAUAGUUGAAAAUGAAGUAGGGGAUAAUGAGAGCAGCUGCUUUGAAUCUGAAAGUCUUGAUCAGCAAACUGCUUAUGAGCAAAUGUAUCAACAAUGGCUGACUAUGGUUCAAAAAUUAAAAGUUCUCAAAGAACGAAAUACUUCUCUUAAAGUUGCCAACUCAAAGCUUGAAGCUGAGGUAAAACACCUGACUGAAGAAUUAGAAAAGCAGGAGGACAAGUUGACAUCUAUCGGUUACAAGCUUCUAUACAAAAAGGGAGAAAAUCUUACCAUUGGUGAGUCACGGUCACUAAGUUAUGAAUCUCUGGUUUCGUUUGUUGCAGAUAAAAUAAACACUAUCACUGAUGCAUCUGGCAAUAAGAGAGAUGGAUCUAAGAUCAUAAAAUUCUCCAAUGAAAAGAUGCAGAAGUUUGUUCCCAUUUGCCAUUUCUAUAAUCGACGUGACCAUAUUAGACCCAGAUGUUAUCUGCUUCGCUCUUACCUUAGGAACUUGGUAGGAAGACAAGCUAACACAACUAGGCCAUCUCUUGUUGAAGGUAAGGAUUCUAAGGAGGUUUGGAGACCAAAGUUAACUAGCAGCUCUCAAGAAGAAAAAGGUGUUUCUGUUCUGGUGGCUCAUACAUCACUCUUUGCCUUUAAAGAUGAUCAGUGGUACUUUGAUAGUGGUUGUUCCAAACACAUGACUGGCAACAAACAAUUGUUGAAUAACUACAAAGAAGGUACUGAAGGAAUGGUCACUUUUGGAGAUGGAAACAAGGGAGCAAUUCUUGGGAGAGGAGAUCUUGUGUUGAAAAAUCUACCCAUGGUCAAAGAUGUGCUUUUUGUUAAGGGACUAAAAGCAAAUUUCUUAAGCAUAAGUCAGCUAUGUGAUGAUCACUAUACUGUAAGUUUCUCCAAGUCCACGUGCCUGGUUAAUUCUACUGAUGGGUGUUCUCUUUUUUCUGGAACAAGAGAUUUAAGAAAGUUGAUUAGACUCAAGGCUGUUAGAGGAGUACCUGAGUUGAAAGUUAGUAGAGAAAGAGUUUGUGGUCCCUAUCAGCAAGGUAAACAAGUAAGAUCUUCUCAUCCUCCCAUUAAGAUGCUUCUCACAAAUAAAGCUCUUGAAUUGUUACACAUUGACUUGAUGGGUCCUAUGCAGACCAAAAGUCUGAAUGGAACAAGAAUUGGUACUACUCAAACAGCUUAUGAAUUGUGGAAAGGUAAAACUCCUAAUCUGAACUAUUUGAAGGUCUUUGGCUAUACGUGUUAUAUUGUGAAUGAUAAAGACUAUCUUGGAAAAUUUGACUCCAAGAGUGACAAAGAUGAUCAUGAUAAUGACAAGGAUAGUUUUGUACCUGCCUUGGUACCUCACACACAAGUUCUCAUGCCUACUAUCUCAAGUUCCCCUUCAAAUUCAUCCUCUACUGAACAUACAGAGCCGUUUAAAGAAUCUGAAGAUGUGGUUAUUGACAGUACGGGGUCUGAACAAAGAAAGGUUGCUAAUGAAAUUUCCCACUUAUGUUAUCUGUCUAACUUUGAACCAAAGAAUGUUAAACAAGAUCUCUCUAAUGAGCAUUGGGUUGCUGCAAUGCAAGAAGAACUAUUGCAGUUUCAAAGAAAUGGGGUAUGGGAUUUGGUGGUCAGACCAGAAGGGAAGAAUAUUGUUGAAGGCAUUGAUUUUGAAGAAACCUUUGCACCUGUUGCUCGCCUUGAAUCUAUUCGGUUACUUCUUGCUAUAGCUUGUCAGUUACAUAUCAAACUUCAUCAAAUGGAUAUGAAGAGUGCCUUUUUAAAUGGAUUACUUCAAGAAGAGGUCUAUGUUGAGCAACCUCGGGGAUUCAUAGAUCCUCAUUUUCCUCAUCAUGUCUACAAGCUUAAGAAGGCCUUGUAUGGUCUGAAGCAAGCACCAAGGGCUUGGUAUGAAAAACUCACCUCUUACCUUCUCACUCAUGGUUUUAUUAAGGGCAAUGCUGAUCAAACACUUUUUAUAAAACAUCUUCCCAAAGGUAUAUUCAUUGCUCAGAUUUAUGUUGAUGAUAUUAUUUUUGGUUCUACCUGUCCUAAUGAAAUUCCUCAAUUUGUUGACAUUAUGAAAAAUGAGUUUGAGAUGAGUAUGAUUGGUGAUUUGAGUUUCUUUCAAGGAUUGCAAAUUCGCCAGUUAGACAAUGGAAUUUUUCUUUCUCAGACCAAGUAUGCUCUAAACAUGUUAAAAAAAAUUAGGUUAGAAAAAUCUAAACAUGCUAAGACACCCAUAGGUACCACAAUAAAGCUCUCACGAGAUGUAUCUAGGAAACCUGUUGAUCCAACUCUGUUCCAUAGUAUGAUAGAUAGUCUUCUCUAUCUUACUGCUAGUCGACCAGAUAUAUGUUUUAGUGUUGGUCUAUGUGCUAGAUAUCAGUCUAACCCCACUGGGUCUCAUUUCACUGCUGUUAAACGAAUCAUGAAAUAUGUUGCUGGUACCUUAGAGUUAGGUCUAUGGUAUACGUGUGACACUAACAUGUCACUCGUUGGUUAUAGUGAUUCUGAUUGGGCUGGGAGUCUAGAUGAUAGGAAAAGCACAUCUGGUGGGUGUUUUUAUCUUGGGAACAAUCUUGUCUCUUGGUUGAGUAAAAAACAAAAUUCUAUUUCCUUGUCCACUACUGAGGCUGAAUAUAUAGCUACUGAAAAGGCUACCUUUGUUGGAUGCAAUGGGAAGAGCUAUCUUGUGGUCCACUAUUCAUUUAGUAGUUUGCUCCUUCUCAUUUGGCUUUUUCUGACUAAAGAUGACGGCUACAUCUCUGACAAAGAGUGA
This is a messenger RNA of Humulus lupulus (European hop), 3702 nucleotides long. RefSeq lists its product as uncharacterized. The transcript has 9 exons. Bases 1 to 3702 code for a protein of 1233 amino acids. The record is from RefSeq and is a predicted model, not a curated record. Lineage: Eukaryota; Viridiplantae; Streptophyta; Magnoliopsida; Rosales; Cannabaceae.